CCUUUUCAGACCGCAAACUUCCAUCUAAUGCCUGUCCCCAAUCCUAACUACCACAGACCAGAGCCUCCCCCACCCCACGCAAUGUAACCCCGCUCAAUGGAUCACCUAAAAAUGCGUUUGAUAUCUCAGAGAAAAGAGGGGUGUCGAAAAGGUGAGCCCCAGGUGUGACCCACAGGGAUCCAGGUGACGUCUCUGCAGACUCUUUGCCAUGCCACUCCACCAAGGACUGGGGGAGUAAAGUGGGAAUUCUUUCCCAUGCCCCUCCCAUGGUCAGCUCCCCAAUGGCCUGGGUGAGGGCAGAAAGGCUGCUCUGACACCAUGGGGAGCUGCUGUAGCUGCCUGGACAGAGACAGUGUGCCACACAACCACCCUACCAAGUUCAAGGUGACAAACGUGGAUGAUGAAGGGGUGGAGCUUGGCUCGGGGGUGAUGGAGCUGACGCAGAGUGAGCUAGUACUGCACCUGCAGCAGCGGGAAGCUGUCCGCUGGCCCUACCUGUGCCUGCGGCGCUAUGGCUACGACUCCAACCUCUUCUCCUUUGAGAGUGGCCGCCGCUGUCAGACAGGCCAGGGGAUCUUUGCUUUCAAGUGCUCACGGGCCGAGGAAAUCUUCAACCUGCUGCAGGACCUCAUGCAGUGUAACAGCAUCAACGUGAUGGAGGAAUCAGUUAUCAUCACACGCAACAGCCACGCCCCAGAGCUCGACCUCCCUCGAGGACCCCCACAGCCCGCUGGCUACACCGUCUCCAGCCUCUCCAAUGGCUGCCCUGGCUGUCCUGGAGAGGGUCCACGGUUCUCUGCUCCCCGCCGACCCUCCACAAGUAGUCUACUACACCCCUCGCUUGGGGAAGAAUCCACCCACACCCUCAUUGGCUCCGAAGAGCAGUCGCACACCUACGUCAACACGCCAACGGGUGAAGACGACCACCGCAGGAGUCGCCACUGCCUCCAGCCACUGCCUGAGGGCAGGGCACCCUUCCCAGCACAGACACGGGUUUCCACUCAGCGGGAUGCACAGGUCUUCUUGCAGCCGGGGCAGGUCAAGUUUGUGUUGGGCCCCACCCCUGCUCGUCGACAGGCGAUGAAGUGCCAGGCCCUCUGCCCCAGCAUGCACGACCCUCCCCAUCACAACAACAACGAGGGCCCUUCUGAGUGUCCAGCCCAGCCCAAAUGCACCUACGAGAAUGUCAGUCAGGGGAGCCUGCGGCAAGGGUCUGGCUGGAGACUGAGCCCAGAGGAGCCCGGGUGGAGUGGCCUGGCCCACCGUCGGGCUGCCCUGCUGCACUAUGAGAACCUGCCCCCUCUCCCCCCUGUGUGGGAGAGCCAAGUCCAGCAGCUGGGCCUGGGCGGGGAGGCCGGGGAUGAUGGGGACUCCAGGGAUGGGCUUACACCAUCCUCAAAUGGCUUCCCGGAUGGUGAGGAGGAUGAAACGCCCCUACAGAAACCCACCAGCACCCGGGCCUCUGCCCGUAGCCACGGCAGCUUCCCUGUCCCACUGACCCGCCGCCGAGGCUCCCCAAGGGUCUUCAACUUCGAUUUCCGCCGGCCAGGCCCUGAGCCCUCAAGGCAGCUCAACUACAUCCAGGUGGAGCUCAAGGGCUGGGGCACAGACCGUCCCAAGGGGUCCCCGAGCCCCUCCGUGUCUGGAGCUCCUGGGCCCACCCCACACCCUGUUCGAAGCUCAGACUCCUAUGCCGUGAUUGACCUCAAGAAGACCGUGGCCAUGUCCAACCUGCAGAGGGCUCUGCCCCGAGAUGAUGGCACUGUCAGGAAGACGAGACACAACAGCACAGACCUGCCUCUGUAGAGCUGGUCCUGUCGGCCUUGCCUCCUGCAGGGAGACCUCCACCUCACCCGCCAGCCCGGACUCACAGCUGCUUUGCAGAAAGACUCUGGGGUAGACCAGAUGUCUCCCUGCAUUGCUGGAGUCCCCCAAGCUGGGGAGAGGGGAGGGUGAGCUGGAGAGGAGGCAGCCAUGAUGUAAACUGUGAAGGGUUCCCAAGGUUGCAUUUUGCACCCUUCCCUAAUGUCCGUUUGUCUAGUAUGUCAGCUGUCUGUCUUUGUAUGUUUCUUUUCUUUAUUUCUUUAUUUCUUUUUUUGGUUGGAGUUUUGAAACAUUUUGUACCUGUUGAUUUUAUUUAUCAGU
Molecule: messenger RNA, 2145 nt
Organism: Mesocricetus auratus (golden hamster)
Lineage: Eukaryota; Metazoa; Chordata; Mammalia; Rodentia; Cricetidae
Gene: Frs3
Product: fibroblast growth factor receptor substrate 3
Exons: 7
Coding region: 319-1806 (495 amino acids)
Biological process (GO): cell surface receptor protein tyrosine kinase signaling pathway
Cellular component (GO): cytoplasm
Source: RefSeq, a predicted model, not a curated record